AUGCAAGUACCGGCAGAAGCGGUAUUCACCCAACAACAACAACAACAGAAACGAGAGUCUAGUGUCUCCACUAAGGAUAGUGAAGAUAAUAUCUUUGCCAGUGCUUCUGUAACUUGGAUUGCAAAAGAGGGAAUGGAUGCAAGUAGUCUCACUGUAUUCGGCAAUCGAAGUAUUAUUGGUGUAACCACUCCAAUGACACCAACGAUCAGUUUCCGCACGAAUACUCUUUCUGAACUUUUCAUUGAUAUGACGGUGGUGUAUUUGGAGAGGCAAGAAGUAUUACCCUUUUCACGUUCACAGGCCAUUCCACGUGAAUUUCUCCCACCUCCAUUUAAUACCACGAUUGCCUUUCAAAACCCACUCUUUCCCAAUGCUGUGAUUUCACUAAAUACACUUUUAAUGCAUACAUCAUCCUUUACAGAAGCGGGAUUCACUGCGGGAGCUGCACAGACACCAGGACCCGUCAUGUCUCUUACAUCUUUUGUGGAAAGUACAUUGGCAAACAGCGGAACAAGUGGAUUGUGGGGAACUGCACAACCAGGACUCGCUAGUAGUUAUCAAUACUCACGAUUAAAUACGGCUCUCGUUACUUAUAUACUUGAAAAGGUAAUUUUGAAAUUAGAAGGUGUAGAAACUUCCUUGGCAACCUUUGUACAAAAUACAUUUAUUACGCCAAUGGGACUUAGAGGGACAUUUCUUGUGGAUACAACAGGCACAGCACCGGCUCCAAAUUAUCCACCAAAUAGUGUCUCCUUAUUAACUGCCAAUACUGUACAAGAUGUCACAAGUGAUGGAAAGGGAAUUCCCUCAUCUGUUAUUAUUCACGCCGCUUAUGCCUCAGAUUAUAUGUAUUAUACCACUGUAUUAGAUCUUGUGAAACUUGCCGGUGAAGUUUUUCUUGGUGGUCAAUUUGCAAGUCUUGGGCCAAUGCUUAAAAAUGAUACCAUCUCUCUCGUCAGUAGUAGUAGUAGUAGUACUGGUAAUAGUAAUAGUAAUCUACCAGGUGUGAUUUCACGUUCAGUGGGUGUAUAUGGCUUUGAUCCUAAACAACUCUGUCAGAUCACUUCACUAGGUGGUAUUUGUCAAUUUGAAAGUGAUAUAGACUUAUAUGGAUGGAUUGUUGGAGGUGAAUAUAAUCAAGUCGCCUUGCUCUGCACAGCGGAAAAGUGUGCAGCGGCGGAGGUAAGUUUUCCCUCCUCCACUGUUACUUCCUAUUCUCGUCUUGUAGAACUCGCCCUUUCCUCAUUGGUAGAGGUAAAGGAAAAUCCAAAACUAGAAGGGGGAGAAUUAUAUCCUCUGUAUGUAUUCAUUGGAGUGUUGUCUACUAUUAUUGUGGUAGUGGUGGUCAGUUACAUUGCGGAUUAUGUAAUUCGACCAGCACCAGCAGCCGCACCGCUGCCUGUUAAUAAAGUGGCGUUGCCAACCAACACCGCAGCCGCAGGAGGUGCAGCGACCACUACAAUGGAUACUGUAGAGAUGAAUAAUAUUAAUAAUAAUAAUAAUAUGCAAGGGGUUUCUUCACCCGUUAGACGUCUGGAUAUGUACGACUAG
Trypanosoma theileri is the source of this 1551-nucleotide messenger RNA. RefSeq lists its product as uncharacterized. Bases 1 to 1551 code for a protein of 516 amino acids. NCBI's taxonomy places the organism in Eukaryota, Euglenozoa, Kinetoplastea, Trypanosomatida, Trypanosomatidae. The transcript has a single exon. The record is from RefSeq and is a predicted model, not a curated record.